Molecule: messenger RNA, 219 nt
Organism: Pelecanus crispus (Dalmatian pelican)
Lineage: Eukaryota; Metazoa; Chordata; Aves; Pelecaniformes; Pelecanidae
Source: RefSeq, a predicted model, not a curated record
CGCACCAUCAAGCUGCUGACCGGGGCCAAGUACAAGAUCGAGGUGGCCCUCCGGCCCGGCACCGUCCAGGCCACCACAAUGGGCAUCGGGGGUGUCAACGUCCCACUGGAAGAGAAAUCGAGGGAUGCACAGGUGGCCUCUUACACAGGGAUCUACGACACAGAAGGGGUGCCCCAUACCAAGAGCGGGGAGAGACAACCCAUCCAGGUCAACAUGCAG